GUCACCGCCAGAAGUCCAAAUAGGUUGAUCCUCGAUCAGUUCUUUCAUACACAGAAUGUCUUCUAAGAUUGGAUUCAUCGGCCUUGGCGCAAUGGGCGUCUGUAUGGCCGGCAACCUUAUUUCUCACCACGGAUCGUUGAAUAUUUACAAUCGCACGUCCUCUAAAGCGGAUGCCUUCAAAGCCUCGAACCAAAACGCAAAGGUCCACAACUCCGUUUCAUCCCUCGUUGCAGCGAGUGAUAUCAUCUUCAACUCCACCGCAAACGACGAAGCUGCUCUGAGUAUCUUCAGAGAGAUCACAUCCAAUGGAAGUGGAGAGGGAAGGGUCGUGGUUGAUAUGUCUACGCUAUAUCCGGAUACUACUGCGGAUUUGGAGCGUAUGGUGAAGGCAUGGGGUGGGAAGUUUUGCUGUGUACCGGUUAUGGGGGCUCCGCACGCCGCAAAGACAGCGGGGUUGAUUGCUAUCAUUUCUGGGGCUGACGCCGAGACGCGUGAGCAGUUGGACAAAGUUAUCGUUCCAGCUAUCGCGAAGGCUAGUGUCGAUGUUGGGGAUGCAGUGCGUACUGGUGCAACGCUCAAGCUGUUGGGUAAUUUCCUCGUCGUCGGGAUCAUCGAGCUCUUAGCUGAGGCCAUGACUUUGGCAACGAAAACCGGGGUCCCGAGGUCUACAUUUUACGAGAUGAUCAAACUUUUCCUCCCUGCGCCCUCGUUUAUUGGCUACAGCCGUACUACCUCUGAGAUGUCAUUCACGCCUACAACCGGCCUCAAUAUCCCACUUGGCCAGAAGGACGUUGGCCACAUCUCUCGAUUGGCGGACGAGCACGGCGUCGAGGCACCGAGUUUGCGUGCCGCAAAGAGGCAUCUGGAUAUUGCUCAGGAGGAGGCUGGAGAGAGAGCUGGUGAGGUAGACUGGAGUAGUUUGGUUGUUGGCGCCAGGAAGUUGGCUGGGCUUGGUGUGUGGGGGGAUGAGGAGAAGAAGUAGCAGGUCAAGGAGAAGUUACAAUGGGGAUACCAAGGAUAUCUCUUGACAUAUCAAACAGCAGAGCUAAGAUUAAAGCAAAGUACAUCAUC
This is a messenger RNA of Saitoella complicata NRRL Y-17804, 1071 nucleotides long. RefSeq names its product NAD(P)-binding protein. Gene Ontology annotation, molecular function: NAD binding; oxidoreductase activity, acting on the CH-OH group of donors, NAD or NADP as acceptor; NADP binding. The record is from RefSeq and is a predicted model, not a curated record. Lineage: Eukaryota; Fungi; Ascomycota; Saitoellomycetes; Saitoellales; Saitoellaceae. Bases 56 to 982 code for a protein of 308 amino acids. The transcript has a single exon.